AAGAGCUGCUACGGAUUUUCAACUUGUUAUAGAGUAUUGAACUAUCUAAGUUUAGUUAGUAACAAUUGUAAGACUCAUAAGCAAGUCCGUUCCCUUCCCUCAUAUUUAACGUGUAUGUUUCUAGGAAUCUACCAACAUCUACCAACAAGAAGAUGAACGCAAUUGAAAGAGACAUGCAUGAUUCAAUUGAGGGUAUCAUCAAAAAACGAGAGAAAGCCUUGGAGAAUGGUGAAACCUCCGAUGCAGAUUUAUUAAGCAUACUUUUGGAAUCAAAUCGCAAGGAAAUCAAGGGACAUGGAAACAGUAGGAGUGUUGGAAUGACCAAACAAGAGGUUAUUGAGGAAUGCAAAACAUUCUACUUGGCAGGGCAAGAGACCACUUCAACUCUGCUGGUUUGGACAAUGAUCUUAUUGGGUAGGUUUCCUGAAUGGCAAGCAAAAGCAAGGCAAGAGGUUCUUCAAGUAUUUGGAAAUCAAAAUCCAAAUUUUGAAGGGUUAAGUCAGCUUAAAAUUGUUACUAUGAUUCUAUAUGAGGUUCUAAGGUUAUACCCUCCAGCAAUUUUCUUUAGUCGCACUCUUCAAAAGGACAUGAAACUUGAAAACCUAUCACUACCUGCAGGAGUAAACAUUACCAUGCCAAUAUUUUUGAUUCACCUUGAUGCUGACAUCUGGGGUGAUGAUGCCAAGGAGUUCAAACCUGAAAGGUUCUCUGAAGGAAUUGCUAAGGUCACAAAAGGCCAAGUUUCAUUUUUCCCAUUUGGAUGGGGUCCUAGAAUAUGUAUUGGCCAAAACUUUGCCUUAUUGGAAGUCAAGAUAGGGUUAUCAUUGCUUCUGCAAAAUUUCUCAUUUGAGCUUUCUCCAUCCUAUGCUCAUGCUCCAACGAUUAUUCUCACUUUGCAGCCAAAACACGGGGCACACAUUGUUUUGCAUCAACUAUAAUGUUAUUCAUAUAUUUUACCCCAAAGGUCGAGGAUUCAAAUCUUGGAAAUUGUCUCAUUGCUUGAGGGGUAAGGCUAUGCAUAUCUACUAUUUUCAUCCUCACUAGCUUGGUUUAGUGUUUUGCAUUAGAUUGUUCUUUUGUAAUAUCAAUCAUAUCUUGUACAUGGAUUGAAAACUAUCCUUUAAGCAUCUUGUAAUGCAUGUAUGUUUGACUAUAUACUAUCUGGUGAAAGAAGAUAAAUUGUGUUAGUAACCCAAAUUUCACUACUAAUCACACCACUACUAGAUCCAAAGCCAGGCGCACAUCCAUUCCUCCAAUGUCUCAACUACUGUAUGUAAUGUAUUUUGUUUUUUAAAUUACCACGUGGAUGGUUUUCUUUUUGGAGCCAUUAAAGGUUCUUUAUUUUAGAAAGGGAUUGUACUUCCUUGAGACAAUUAUCAAUGAAGGAAGUAUUUCUUUUCUUAUAUUCAA
Molecule: messenger RNA, 1410 nt
Organism: Cajanus cajan (pigeon pea)
Lineage: Eukaryota; Viridiplantae; Streptophyta; Magnoliopsida; Fabales; Fabaceae
Source: RefSeq, a predicted model, not a curated record